Messenger RNA from Exserohilum turcica Et28A, 1302 nucleotides. RefSeq lists its product as uncharacterized. The transcript is spliced from 4 exons. Lineage: Eukaryota; Fungi; Ascomycota; Dothideomycetes; Pleosporales; Pleosporaceae. Bases 1 to 1302 code for a protein of 433 amino acids. The record is from RefSeq and is a predicted model, not a curated record.
AUGACACCAAAAAGCAUUGAAGAGGCUUUCCAGCGGCAUCCAAGACCGCAAGUACCCACGAAAGCAGCAAUAUCCCAGCGGCUUACCGUACCUACGAAAGGAGCACUACUACAGCGAGCGAAAGAAGAUGAAAAGCGCCGUGCUUUACUGCAGACAGUCAAUGAGAGCCCUUGGACAAUGUUAACUCGACAUGGUGAAUUAUUGCAAGGAAAGUCCGUGCGGUCGAUCUGCGUUAGUCAGGGAAAACUCGUCAUGAUUAAAGAAAUAGCCAGCAUAGCGGGCCGCCGACAGCUUGAGAUGUCAAAGAAGCUAUCCGAACAUUCACACGUCUCUACCAUCCAAAAAGCUUUCGAAGCUGAGAAUCUGAUCUACGUUCAGCUUGAGUACUCUAAGUAUACACUAGAAGAAAUUCUCAAUGUUCACAUUUGCCUUGAGGAAGCGCACAUACGACCUGUACUAGCUGACUUCGAUGACUUUUCAUAUAUGACUACGGAGCAUACCCCGAACAAGGAUCUUGGUUGCCUUGCACUCGCAAUUAUUGAAUGCAUGAACGGAACACCAAAAAAGGAAUUGCGAAAUCUCGAGGAGGUGCGUCGCCUACGAGACUCCAACAAAACUUUUGGCCUUGAUAAUGGCGAAAAAUGGAGUGGCUAUAAGCUAUUGAUAGACUUUCUUGACAGCAUGCUUGAUAUCGAUAUCUUGGCUACCUUUAAGCUUAAAAGACCUAUGUCGUCCGCACCUUCCCAAUCCACCCACCAAGAUGACUCUUGGGAGAAAAUGUUCAGUUUCGACCCAACCAAGAGCCCAUUUCUCCCUCAGUCAAAUGUCGGGCCUUGUCCGACAAGCCUCAAUUCGAACCUGGAUAUAUUCUCUGCUCAACCUCUGUUCCUUCCCGAGUCGUACCUUCCACAGCCGAACUACUACCCGGACCAUCCAGCACCGCAGAUACAAAUUGCUUCAAUGUUACCGUAUGAGUCGGCAUCGGGGUUCGAUUUCGUGGAGGGAAAUACUCAAAGUAGCACGUUUGAUGCGAUCCGUGGUGACCUUGACAAGGUCAUCAUGUCAGUCUGGCAGCUUAAGAAUGACUAUCAAACACGAAUUGUGCAUCUUGACAACGAGGUUGCAAAAGCUUCCGAAGCGGCAGAAACCCUACGGAAGGACGUGGAUGCUAUCGGAGAUUGGGUGCAGCAAGUGGUUGCAUUCCUGAAUGGUGCGGACGACCCUGUCGAACUACCAUGCACCGAGCAACCAAAUGAGGCGCAAGAGGACCCAAAUCCGGCUGGAGAUAACCAGGCACAGUGA